Messenger RNA from Hemibagrus wyckioides, 8042 nucleotides. RefSeq names its product bridge-like lipid transfer protein family member 2. The record is from RefSeq and is a predicted model, not a curated record. Lineage: Eukaryota; Metazoa; Chordata; Actinopteri; Siluriformes; Bagridae. The transcript is spliced from 40 exons. The coding region runs from base 240 to 6887 and encodes 2215 amino acids.
CUGUUGUUUUGAAACUAUGUUCUGUCCAUUUUGGAGUUAAAACUAAACUCCUGACCCUAACUGUCUCUGCCUUCACGCCUCAGCAGGGCACUGAGAGGAACUGAGCGGAUUACAGCUAUGCGCAUUCAGACGCCACUCUUUAGCUAUAAUGUGUUUUGGUUUCACUGACCCACAGUUUAUUACUGUAUGAUGCCCCAGAGAGACAGGACACAGUCUGGACCUUGCUUCAGUGCAGCACCAUGGCCGCUCUGCUCAUCGCCUUUCUGCUCUUUCUGUCUGUGGGAACUCUGUGCCUCCUGAUUUGCAGAUGGCUCUUCUGCAGGCUGGCGGUGCGAUUCUUUCGCAGCGUCCUAAAAGCCGAGCUGAAAAUCAGAUCAUUGGGCCUCUUUUCUCUCCGAGGCAUCAGCGUACAGUUCUUGUCUCAGCGUACACUGGAAAUAGACAGAAUAUGGAUCUCAAGCAAAUUAUUCAACCAGGACCUGCCGAGAUACUUGGCACUGUGUGUGGGCGAAAUUCGGGUACGGAUUGACCUGCAGGAGCCUCUCAGGCCACAACUGACCGAGAAUCACGAUGGAAAUCCCAGCAAGUCACCGCUUAGUGCUUCAACACUGCGUUUUCUUUCCCAGCUGCUGUCUCUCCACAUUGGCUCCUUGAACGUGAUGGUGCUGAACGUGCUGCUGCCCGAGUCCCUCUGGCACAUGACGAGCACAGCUAUCACUCUACUACUUGAUCACCAAUGCAAGAGGUUAGCCUGGGACUUUACUGUGGGACAGCUCAGCAGUAAAGUUUUAAAAAGCAGCAGGCUGGACACGUGUCUGGCAGAGGUGUCUCUAGGUCUGGCUGUGAGCGGCGAUGUGAGCCUGCCGGACUUGCGCCCGGGCCAGCUGGCACUCAGCGUGAGGACCCUGUUGGCAGAGCUGCACGAGGGACUAUUCCACUCUGAGCUGCUGCUUCCAAAAGCAACCUGUACUCCAGACACUGACACGUCUUCAUCAGAACACACAGAAGAUCAGUAUAUCCAGAUGGAAGCAGUAGAGAAGAUUCACCAGAUGAUUCCCCAAAAGGUCAAGGUGGAGUUUGAGAACACUAACAUUACCCUCUCUAUGCACAGCCAGAAGCGACACCUGAACUGGACACUGAAGUCUUUAAAGCUUGACUAUGACCGCGAUGAGGAGCAGCUUCCUCUGAAAGGGUUUCUUCCUGAACUCAAAUUCCCCCACAGCUGCUUAGAACUCCUGUUGGAGGAUGGCCUUCUUCUCUCACAAAGCCGGCAACGGAUUAUAUGUCUCACCUCACUGAAGACUGGGCUGCAGGUAACCUCAGCAGACAUCUGUGGCUCAGUGACGGUCAGCACGUGCAUCAUCCACUACCGCCAGCAGGAGUUCUCUCACUGGCUGGACUUGUUCUCAUGGGAACAGCUCAUUCAUAGGAAGGCCACUCACAGGAAAAAACGCCUCGCUCUUCUGGAUGUCCCUGUGCGAUUCUGCUCUACUGUGUCAAAUGUUAAUGUGUCUGUUCAGCUGGGAGACACUCCACCCUUUGCUCUGGGUUUCAUUUCUGUCAGUUCAGAACUGCAGCACUCUGUAGAUUCCACUAAACAAGAUGAAAGCCUGAGCAUGUCCCUGGACCAUUUCUGGUGGAGGGUGGGCCAAGGAUCUCACAUCCAACAAGCUCCACAUCCACCAGGCAAACACGUGUGGGGAGAGGCACUCAUCAUGGACUCCUUUACACUGCAGGGCAGCUACAGUAAUUCCCACAGUGUGGACUCCGGUUCCUCGGCCAGUGUAUGUGUGGAGUCCAGUUUGCAGGGCCUGCAGAUGGAGCUAUCUGAGACCUGUGCUUUGUGUCUGUCUCGCCUGUUCUCCGUCCUUAAACUGGGCCAAACUCAGAAUUCCCUCACUCCAGCACCUUCCAGUACACAAGAAUCAUCAUCUCAUUUACCUCUAGUUUUGAAAUUUCAGCUAAACCUGCAGGAUGUCAACAUCUUCACGCUUUCUAAUGUAGCAGGAGCUGUGGUGUUCCGGGUGGAUGAGGUAGCAGCCAGUAGCUCUGCUGAGAGUUCGCAAACAUUGGUCCGAGGUGUGGCUCUGUCUAUACUAAAGUCACUCAGCGAGAGCACUGAGCCAUGCUGCCCUGCAGACCAGGCCUGUUGUCCUGUGGUCAGUCUCAGCAGUCUCACUGUGUCCUACCAGAACAGCAGCCACACCCUAGAGAUGCAGAGUGAGAAUGCCUUGGCUCUUCAUUGGACGCCAUCUGAUCACAUGUUUCUCUAUCAGCAUGUCUGUGAAAGUCAUAGCUGCUGGAGCACACUGCAGGCGGUGCUAGGCAUAAAGCAGAAAGAAGUUACCUUGCCCUCUCCACCUUCUUCUGCUUUAAGAAGCCUCAGCAUGCGUUUUGUUCUGGCUAACACCCAGCUCACUGCGUAUGUCGCAGAGAAGAACUUUAUUAUUGUGCGUGCUGAGGCUCUGUCUGUUUCCAAGCAGCCAGGAGCCACUCACUUCAGGUCUCUUCAGGUGGUGUUCAACUUUGAUGGCAACGACAUUUUUACAUUCUCUGAGCCAGAGGUUAAUAUGCUUGAUCAUUCAGACGAGCUACUGCAGUACCGCAAAUGCUUCCCGUUCCUGUCGACACCUCACAACCGUGCUUGGCUCUUUUCCUUCCCCGUACUCACUGUGGAAUUCCCUUACCAGUACAACUUUUCCAGUACUUUUGACAAGACCGUGAGUGCCCAGAAAUGGCUGAAGAGUCUCCACAGAACUGGUUCCACUGAGCCUAAACGCCUUCCUCCAGAUCUCUUCUUCAAAGUAGGCCAGUUCUCCUUCGUCUUUCUGGAUGAUGUGUUCGAGAUCAAGCUCCGUGACAACUAUGAGUUGAUGAAGGAUGAGAGCAAGGAGAGUGCCAAACGCUUGCAGCUACUUGACCGCAAAGUGGCAGAGCUGCGCAGGAUGCAUGGUGAACUGCUACCAGCACGCAAGAUUGAGGAGCUGUACGCUUCACUGGAGCGCAAGCACAUAGAAAUCUACAUCCAGCGCUCGCGCCGCCUCUAUGCCAGCACCCCAAUGCGCAAGGCAUUGCUCACAUGGAGUGUGGCGAAUUUGGAACUGGUGGCACUGGCUGACCACUCACUGCAUGGGCAUGAGCAUAUGCGUGAGCUACUAUGUGAGAUUGACAAUGUCAGUCCCUUUCCUAAAGAUGGACUGCCUCUGGUGGUGCAGUGGUGCCGAGCCAUCUCUUUUAAGAUUAGUGCAUUCUUAGUGCGGAUCCGAGAUUACCCACGAUACUUGUUCGAGAUCAGGGACUGGGAGCUGUCGGGGCGUCUCAUUGGGACCGAGCAGGAUGGGCAGGUGCGUGGACGGCGCAGGGAGGUGGUUCAACUCGGCCAACCUUGGGGAGACGUGACUGUUUACCGGAACAUGCCUCCUCUCAAAUUCUACUACGAUGUCACCUCAAACAUAUCACUUUAUACCAUUGUGUGGGGGCCGUGCUGGGACCCGGCUUGGACUUUGAUUGGCCAGGCAGUGGAUUUACUGACCAAGCCAACAGCUGACCCCUCUCCUCUUCUGGCCUGGUGGGAUAAAAGCCGGCUGCUCCUGCAUGGACGCUGGCACAUGGACAUUGAACAAGCCAACUUGCACCAGCUUGCCACUGAGGACCCUUACAACACUACAGAAAACAUGCACUGGGAGUGGAACAAGCUGAAUUUUGACUGGAACCCUGGGCAGUUUGUCUUCAAGGGUGACUUGGAUGUCAACGUUAGGACUGCCUCAAAAUAUGAUGAUAUUUGUUUCCUGCACCUUCCCAAUCUGUGUAUGACUUUGGACCUGCAGUGGCUUUGCCAUGGAAACCCACAUGACCACCACUCGGUUAUGUUGUGCAGUGCAGACAGUGUGGCUGAUGUCACCUCGGUACAGCCACAUGAUUCCUACAGGGCCUUCAGAUCAGAAAACCUCAACCUCUCCAUCACUAUGGACCUUAACCAGAACAGUGGCACAGAACCCUGUCAGCCUCGAAUACUCCUAUACAGCAGCACUCUGCGCUGGAUGCAGAACUUCUGGGCCACAUGGACCAGUGUGUCACGACCCAUCUGCAGAGGAAAACUUUUCCACAGCCUCCGGCCCUCUCGCAAGAAGCUCGGCCAGCACUACAAACAGCUGUCCUACACAGCAGCGUUUCCUCAGUUGCAGGUUCAUUAUUGGGCAUCAUUUGCUCAGCAGCGGGGAAUUCAGCUGGAGUGCAGUAAGGGUCAUAUCUUCACCAGAGGAGCACAGAGGCUUAUACCACAGGCGGGCACAGUGAUGAGGAGGCUAAUCUCAGAGUGGAACGUGACUCAGAUGGUGAGCGAGCUGUCCUUGGUCACCGUGCACCUGAUGUCCUCCAGCUCAGACGAGACAGCUGACCACCAGAUCAACGCACAGGUGAAGAAGACCCAUUUACUCAGCCUGUCUUCACUCAGCUAUCAGAGACAAAGCAACCGCAUGGAGGAGGAUGUUGGUUCAAAGGACGAGUGCAAUGCCUCCUACACUCACAAGCUAUGUUUGGUGGAUCUGCGUGCCUCGUGGACUGCCACCAACAGGAACAUCGCCUUCGGUCUGUAUGAUGGUUACAAGAAGGCAGCCGUACUGAAGAGGAACCUGUCCACAGAGGCACUAAAGGGCCUGAGGAUCGACACACAGCUUCAAGCUAAGAAGCUUAAACGCUCCAUGUCCACUUACGCCCCUAACACUGCUCUUUCUACCCCUAUUGUUCCUGCUGCCAGUCGCACAGAGAAGAACCAGAAUGAAGGCACGUCUAUGCUUCAGAAGCUGAUUGAGGAAACGGAUAAGUUUGUGGUGUUUUCUGAAGAGGAUGCAGGGGUGAGCGACCAGCUGAGCGGAAUUGCAGCAUGCCAGACAGACGACGUGUACAACCACAACUGGUGCAUUGAGCUUGUCAACUGUCAGAUGAUGCUGCGUGGCACUGAGACAGCAGGGUGUGUGCUCGUUUCAGCUGCAAAGGCUCAGCUGCUGCAGUGUGAGCAUCAUCCAGCUUGGUACAGUGAUACCCUGAAGCAGAAGACCACGUGGGCCUGCUCACUGGACUGUAUGCAGUAUUUUGCCACCAUGGAGCCCAAUCCUUCAGAACAGGAGGAUGGGCAACUGUGGCUAGAGGUGAAAAACAUUGAAGAGCACAGGCAACGGACCCUGGACUCUGUGCAGGAGCUGAUGGAGAGCGGACAGGCAGUGGGCGGCAUGGUCAGCACCACCACAGACUGGAACCAGCCAUCACAUGUGCAGGAGACUCAGCAAGUCCAGCGCAUUAUCUCACGUUGCAGCUGCCGCAUGUACUACAUCGGCUACAGUCAUGAUAUCGACCCAGAGCUAGCUACGCAGAUCAAACCUCCAGAAAUACGUGACCGCCAUGAAAAAGAAGAUCUGCUCAAGAAGCAGGCUGGUGCAGUAGACACCUUCACCCUUAUUCAUAAUGACCUGGAGAUCUCCACCAACCCGGUGCAGUAUGCCAUGAUUCUGGACAUCGUCAACAACCUCCUGCUACACGUGGAACCCCGACGCAAGGAGCACAGUGAGAAGAAGCAGCGCGUGCGCUUCCAGCUGGAGAUCUCCAGCAAUCCCGAGGAGCAGCGCAGCAGCAUUCUGCACCUGCAGGAAGCCGUUCGCCAGCAUGUGGCCCAGAUCCGUCGACUCGAGAAGCAGAUCUACUCCAACAUACGGUCCCAACCUGAGGAACUAAGAGGAGACGAGCUGUCUGACAUCAACAUGCGCCUGCAGAAUCAGCUCAAUCAGGAGAAAACUGACCUGCAAAUGAAAAGUGAGGAACUCAACAUCCUCAUCAGAUGUUUUAAGGAUUUCCAGCUGCAGCGUGCUAAUAAGCUGGAACUGCGAAAACCUCCAGAAGACGUGAGCGUGGUGCGUCGUACUGAAAUCUACUUUGCUCAGGCUCGCUGGUGUCUCACAGAGGAGGACGGUCAGCUGGGCAUCGCUGAGCUCGAGCUGCAGAGGUUUAUGUACAGCAAGCUGAAUAAAUCCGAUGACACGGCAGAACAUCUUUUGGAGCUUGGCUGGUUCACGAUGAACAACCUGCUUCCCAAUGCUGCUUACAAGGUGGUGUUGCGUCCGCAGAGCCCCUGCCAGUCAGGACGACAGCUUGCCCUCCGCAUCUUCAGCAAAGUUCGUCCUCCUGUGGGCGGGAUUUCUGUCAAAGAGCAUUUUGAGGUCAACGUGGUCCCACUUACCAUCCAGCUGAUGUACCACUUCUUUAAGAGAAUGAUGGGAUUUUUCUUCCCUGGGAGAAAUGUCGAGGAGGAGGAGGUUGGAGAUGAGGAGGAUAAGUUACGGAUGGUCACCACAGGUGUUGUAAAACCAAGGCAGCUAUCUGAGGACUCUAUAGGCGGGCUGGGCCCAAGUAAAGGAGUCACACAGGGGAUGAAUCGCACGUCAGGGGUCAGGAGGUCUUUCCGUAAACCACCAGAGCAUCCUAUAGAUGACAUUGACAAAAUGAAAGAGAGAGCUGCAAUGAACAACUCGUUCAUCUACAUAAAAAUCCCUCAGGUUCCUCUAUGUGUCAGCUACAAGGGUGAAAAAAGCAGUGUUGACUGGAAGGAUCUGAACCUGGUACUGCCCUGUUUAGAAUAUCACAACAACACCUGGACCUGGCUGGAUUUUGCCAUGGCUGUGAAAAGAGACAGUCGAAAAGCUCUGGUUGCCCAGAUGAUAAAAGAGAAGCUGCGUCUGAAGCCCGCCUCAGCCUCUGAGUUUCGGGGAAAGGCAGCAGAAGGAAAGGCUGACAGCGGCCUGCAGCAGCAGAUGGAGGACGAGAAAGCCAGGCUGCUGAUCGGCCUGAGCACCACCGACAAGAGCUCCAGCAAGAAGAUCUUCAGCCGCCACAAGUGAUUCCUCUCCGAUGAUACAGCGGUGUGGAGAGAUUAAGCUCACCUGAGUCUCACCUGUCUGUGUUUCAUUUUGUCUAGUGGACCAUGAUGAGAACAGAUCAGAGCUUUUUAUUACAAAUCAAUUUCAAGUAACGUUACUCUCGACUUUUAGAGGUCCAUGCUGGCUAUGGAUUUCUCUGAGCAGAAGUCCUCAUGUCUCUCAUCGCUGAUAGCGUUAAGGGCACACUGAUCAUCAUCUUGCUGUCUAUGAAGAGCACAGUGUCCUAUUAGGGAUCAAGGUUAAAUUGUCACACGUGUUUUUGUGCCAUCAGUGUUUCACGUAUCAUUGCAGUUCACUGCACUAUAUACAGCCUUCACUUAUCAGGAUGGCCAUUUCAGCAAGCCCUCAGGUGUUUAAAAUGUUAGAGUUGUGUUCAUUUCAGGAGAAAAGGAUCUCACACACAGGAUCGUUGUGUUUUAAUGACUGCCAACAUCUCUCCUGCUGGCACAGGAGGCCCUGCACAGUCUAAGGGAAAGUAUUGCACUCUAUUUUAUGCACCUUGGAAAAUCAAGAGGGAUCAGAAAUGGGUUUCACUGCAGAGAUGUGUUUAAUGUGUAAUAUUUCAGAUAUGCAUAAAUGCAUUUACAUUCACUUACCUAAUGCCUUGACCACUUAAGAAGUUGCACUCUCACUGAAACGGCCCUUAAGGAUUUAUUCUCUAAAGCUCAGUAUAUAUAACUACAAGUCCCAAAAAAAUAGCAGGUAUUUAAUAUUAUAUUGUUGGUCUAAGAUUUGCUGUACUAACGUUUGUGCAAUAUCUCGACACGAAGUUAACUGAAUAUCCGUUCAUCUAUUCAUUGUUUUAUGUUCUUGAAAUUCAUGGGGAGAUUCUUUGUCAUUUUUGGAGCAUUUUUGAUCAUUUUAACACUAUGGCACUUUUGUUUGUGUUUUCCUUUAAGUUUUGAAGGUAUAUAUUGUUGGUUAAGUUCUUUUUCCUGAUCAAGAUAUGAACAAAUGCCAGAUAAGAUUUCAGCUUAAGUGUUUCUUUUUUUCCAGUGAAAUCAGGGUGUUGGCGCUGUCUUUUGAUUUUUAACGUCAACACGCUUUGUAAAUGAAUUUUCAGUAUUAAAAAAAUCAAAGCUCCAAAUAAAAUCUGUUGCAUUUUUCUUUUACAAA